AUGCUGCUCCCCACGUUGAUUGACCUCCGGCGACCGGAAGGCAAAGACCUCGACCCAGAAGACAUCUUCGGUUCCUCACUUGGCGGCGUCUUCACCGACGACCUGCAGAACCAACACGGCGAUGACCCAGACACUGUCAUCGUAUACAAGAACGCGCGACACGGCAAUCUCGAGUUCAGAACUGCGGAAAUAAAUGGCGAGGAGGAGAGACGGAAGAUGGCGCACUACCUGUGGAAUGCUGGUGUGCUGAUGGCUGAGCUGGUAGGCGGGAGGCCAGAGGAGGGGCCGGCUACGCCGAUAGCUGUUUUUGGAAACGAGGGACGGAAGAACGGCGAGUGGUGGAUGAGUAAGGAGGAAGAGAUAUUAUGGAACGUGGAGGGCGAGAGUGUGAUUGAGCUUGGUGCAGGGGUAGGGCUGGGCGGUGUUAUGAGUGCACUCGCUGGCGCCAGAGAAGUUACUAUUACCGACUACCCAGCUCCACCGAUCCUCGAGGCCGCCAAGACCAACGUCACGAAGAACCUCAAUGAACCCUUCCAGUCUCGAGUUACCGUCGAAGGCCACCUUUGGGGAGACGUCUCCUCCGACUUCGCUCGUACGAAUGCACACAAAUAUACACGCGUCCUGGCAGCAGAUUGUCUAUGGAUGCUCGGAGAGCACGAGAAUCUGGCAAAGUCGAUGCUCCACUUCCUCGCAGAUGUCCCAGAUGCCAGGGUUCUGUGUAUAGCCGGGUUCCAUACGGGCCGGGCGAAGCUUGUACCAUUUUUUGAGGAGGUGGUUCCUCAGCAGGGGCUCGAGGUGGAAGAGAUGUACGAGAUGGACGCAGACGGCGUGCGGCGGCCCUGGGCGAAGGAGCGAGACGGAGGGAGAGAGAACAUCGGCGAGCGGAAGAAGUGGCUGGUGGUGUCAAGGAUACGGCGGCGGGCCGUCUAG
Molecule: messenger RNA, 930 nt
Organism: Macroventuria anomochaeta
Lineage: Eukaryota; Fungi; Ascomycota; Dothideomycetes; Pleosporales; Didymellaceae
Exons: 3
Coding region: 1-930 (309 amino acids)
Biological process (GO): peptidyl-lysine dimethylation
Molecular function (GO): protein-lysine N-methyltransferase activity
Source: RefSeq, a predicted model, not a curated record